AUGAUGGUGUUUUUGGUGCUCGUCUUAGUGUUAGUCCCUUUGGCACAGUGUAAGUUUCCUCAGUGUCUCAUGAAAGAUCCUAUUCCUAUCCUUCACAAAUACUAUAAAUUAGGGGACCUCAGCAUUGCUGGCAUUAUGUCCCAGAUCUACAUGUUCUCCCACCCAAUAACAUUUGAAAACCGUCCAUCUGAGGAACUCUUCGAUGACCCUUUCCAUUUCAGUGCAAGUUGGACCUAUCUGGCAUCAAUGGAACUUCUCUCCACAAAAGGCAGAUUCAUUCCCAACUACAGGUGUGAUGCCCAGAACAACCCAGUUGCGGUCAUUACAGGACCAAACUCCAACAUCGCUCUCUUCACAGCAGUUAUUCUCUGCAUCUACAAGAUCCCACAGAUAUCUUAUGGUUCUGCACCAAAGAUGGACAACAAGACACAAUCUGUUUUCUUUCACCAUAUGUUCCCAAACCAGGCCCAUCAAAAUUUGGGGAUUCUUCAUUUAUUGCUGUAUUUCAGGUGGACUUGGAUUGGGGUGAUUUCUGUGAGCGAUGAGACUGGAGAAAUAUUUGUGCAGGACAUAGCUCCUAUGCUAUCUCAGAAUGGCAUCUGCUUUGACUUCAUAGCAACAAUUCCAGCAACAGCAUUUUCCAGUGAAAUUGCUAUAGUAAUGUCAGAAGGGGUUGAAAUAUACAAACUUGUCAUGAGAAGCACUGCCAAAGUUAUGGUCCUACAUGGUGAAAUUCAGACCAUGAUAUUUUUAAGACUGUUUCUCCGAAUCCCAGAAUUUGAAGACAUACCAGUUGAGGCAAAAGGAAAAAUCUGGAUUUUGACAGCUCAGGUGGACUUCACUUCACAUCCCUUUCAAAGAAACUGGGACAUCAGUUUUGUCCAUGGUGCCAUCUCCUUUGCAGUUCACUCAGCGGAGCUCUCAGGAUUCCAAAAGUUUCUCCAGGAGAAAAAUCUCACCUCUGCAAAAGAAGAUGGCUUUAUCAGACAAUUCUGGCAACAGGCAUUUCUAUGUUCAUUCUCCAACUUUACGGUAGACAAGGAGGGUGGGGAAAUCUGUACUGGAGAGGAGAAACUGAAGGAUCUUCCUGAAUCUGUGUUUGAAACAACCACAACUACCCACAGCUAUAACAUCUAUAAUGGUGUCUAUGCUGUGGUCCAUGCUUUGCAGGCUAUGUGGUCCUCCAGAUUCAGAGCAACUGUUCCUGAUGGGCGAUGGAAUCUUCUGAAUCAAGAGUGGUGGCAGGUGCAACCUCUUUCUCUUUGCAAUGAGGACUGUCAUGCUGGUUUUAGCAGGGCAAAGAAGGAAGGGCAGCCUUUUUGCUGCUAUGAUUGCCUUGCAUGUCCAGCAGGGAAGAUUUCAAAUGAAAAAGACUUAAAUGAAUGUUCUCGGUGUCCUGAAGGUCAGUAUCCAAACAAAGACCAGAAUUUAUGCCUGCCAAAAUACUUCAGCUUUUUGUCUUAUGAAGAACCUUUGGGGAUCAGUUUGGUCACUCUUGCACUUUCCUUCUUUUUCAUCACAACUUUGGUGCUCGGGAUCUUUAUUAAGCACCGGGACUCUCCCUUAGUCAAAGCCAACAACCGGGACCUCACCUACACUCUCCUCAUCUCCCUCCUGCUCUCCUUCCUCUGUGUUUUGAUGUUCAUUGGCCAGCCCGGGAAGGUUACCUGUCUCCUUCGACAAACGGCUUUUGGCAUCAUCUUCUCGGUGGCUGUUUCUUGUGUGUUGGCCAAAACAGUUCUUGUGGUUCUGGCUUUCAUGGCCACAAAGCCAGGGUCCAGAAUGAGGAGAUGGGUAGGGAAAAAGCUGUCCAGUUCCAUUGUCAUUUCAUGUUCCCUUUUACAAGGUACUAUUUGUACUGUGUGGUUGACAAUGUCUCCCCCCUUCCCAGAUUUUGAUAUGCAUUCCGUGACUGAGCAAAUUGUGUUAGAGUGCAAUGAAGGGUCAGUCACCAUGUAUUACUGUGUCCUGAGCUUUCUAGGCUUUCUGGCCAUCAUCAGCUUCACCGUGGCUUUUGUAGCCAGGAAGUUACCCGACAGUUUCAAUGAAGCCAAGUUCAUCACCUUCAGCAUGUUGGUCUUUUGCAGUGUUUGGGUGUCCUUCAUUCCGACCUACUUGAGCACCAAGGGGAAAUCCAUGGUGGCUGUGGAGAUCUUCUCCAUCUUAACCUCCAGUGCUGGGCUACUGGGAUGCAUCUUUUCCCCAAAAUGCUACAUCAUUCUACUCAGACCGGAGCUGAACACAAAAGGACAGCUAAUAAAAACAAAGAAUCAAAUCUGA
Gekko japonicus is the source of this 2280-nucleotide messenger RNA. Its product is annotated as G-protein coupled receptor family C group 6 member A-like. Lineage: Eukaryota; Metazoa; Chordata; Lepidosauria; Squamata; Gekkonidae. The record is from RefSeq and is a predicted model, not a curated record. Gene Ontology annotation, cellular component: membrane. Gene Ontology annotation, biological process: G protein-coupled receptor signaling pathway. The transcript is spliced from 5 exons. Gene Ontology annotation, molecular function: G protein-coupled receptor activity. Bases 1 to 2280 code for a protein of 759 amino acids.